Molecule: messenger RNA, 1203 nt
Organism: Neohortaea acidophila
Lineage: Eukaryota; Fungi; Ascomycota; Dothideomycetes; Mycosphaerellales; Teratosphaeriaceae
Product: ribosomal L28e protein family-domain-containing protein
Exons: 1
Coding region: 79-1134 (351 amino acids)
Biological process (GO): maturation of LSU-rRNA; maturation of 5.8S rRNA
Cellular component (GO): preribosome, large subunit precursor; nucleolus
Source: RefSeq, a predicted model, not a curated record
AUUUCUUUGAACCGGAACACCCACCAUCCACCACUUCCCGUCUCUCGUUAGCCUUUAGGUUAACACACACCCGCCAACAUGGCCUCCGACGAGAUUGUGUGGCAAAUUAUCAACCAGCAAUUCUGCUCGUUCAAACUCAAACUGCCGGGCAACGGCUCGCACCAGAAAUCCACCAAAAACACCUUCUGCCGCAACGAGCACAACGUCACCGGCCUCUGCAACCGCCAAUCAUGCCCCCUCGCCAACUCUCGCUAUGCCACCAUCCGCGCCGACCCCUCCAACCAGCGGCUCUACCUGUACAUCAAGACGAUCGAGCGCAGCCACAUGCCCAACAAGUGGUGGGAGAAGAUCCGGCUGAGCGUCAACUACACCAAAGCGCUGCAGCAGAUUGAUGAGCGGUUGAUUUAUUGGCCCAAGUUUUACAUUCACAAGUGCAAGCAGCGCUUGACGCGGUUGACGCAGGUGCGUGUCAGGGCGCAGCGGUUGGCGAGGGAGGAGGAGAGGUUGGGCGAGAAGAUGGUGACGAGGAUGGCGCCGAAGGUGAGGAGGAGGGAGGAGACGAGGGAGCGCAAGGCGGAGGCUGCGGCGAAGAUUGAGAGGGCGAUUGAGCGGGAGCUGGUGGAGAGACUGAGGAGUGGGGCAUAUGGCGAUCGACCGUUGAACGUGGAGGAGAAUGUGUGGAAGAAGGUCAUGCGGGGUCUCGAACGCAGCCAGGAAGGCGUGAGGGAUGAGGAUCUGGAUGUUGAGGAAGAAGAGGAGGGAGUGGAAUAUGAGCGGGAGAGGGAGGGAGAAGAGCUCGAUGUUGAAUACGUCAGUGACAUUGACGAGUCUGACGAAGAUGGAGAUGCAGGAAGUGACAUGGAAGAUUUUGAUGACUGGUUGGGCGGGGGGAGCGGGGAAGAGAGGGAAAUUGACGGUUCGUCUGCGGAAGAGGAGGACGAUGAUGACGACAGUGAGGGAGACGCAGAUGAUGCGGAGGCACUGAAGAAGAAGCUCGACUCUCUCAAGCGCAAGAGACCAAGCGAGGCACCUCCAAAGUCGCGCAAGAAGCCUUCCAAGGGUCCAAAGACGAAGAUCGAAUACGAGUAUGUCCAACAGGCGCCGCCGGAGAGGGAGAUGGUAUUGGCGAAGUAAGAGGCGUGUGCGCAAGAUUCGGACGGUUCAUAGCUGCCGGACAUAGUUUGCAAGUUCUGAGAGCAGGGC